Messenger RNA from Telopea speciosissima, 771 nucleotides. RefSeq names its product 50S ribosomal protein L18. The coding region runs from base 70 to 633 and encodes 187 amino acids. Gene Ontology annotation, molecular function: 5S rRNA binding; structural constituent of ribosome. Gene Ontology annotation, cellular component: ribosome. The transcript is spliced from 2 exons. NCBI's taxonomy places the organism in Eukaryota, Viridiplantae, Streptophyta, Magnoliopsida, Proteales, Proteaceae. Gene Ontology annotation, biological process: translation. The record is from RefSeq and is a predicted model, not a curated record.
GAACCUGGCCGUUGCCGAUUACAGAACGAAGAAAAGCCGUAGAGAAAAAAGAGUAAGAAAUCGAAGAACAUGGCGGCGUGCAUAUCUUCAGCUCCGUCAUCGUUCCUUCUCACUUCUGACUUCUGUCGAGCUCGUGUAGAAAAACCCACUUCACUUUCGUCGUUUUCCUCAUUUCCCCAGAUGAAAAUUUCUAUCGACUCUAUCAGAAUUCCCUCUUCAGUGAUGCCCAGGGAGGGUGGUAUCAUUCAAGCCGCUUGGACCCGCAGGUCCCGAGGUGAAGCUGCGAAGAGACCCAACCGGAAAUCAUGGAAACAAAGGACAGAUAUGUUCAUGAGGCCCUUCUUACUGAAUGUUUUUUUCUCUAAAAGAUACAUCCAUGCUAAGGUGGUUCACCGAGGUACCAGUAAAGUGAUCUCUGUUGCUAGUACAAAUGCCAAGGAUUUGAGGAACACUUUGCCAUCCCUAAUUGAUCACAAUGCCUGUAGAAUAGUUGGGAGGCUCAUUGCUGAGAGAUCCAUGGAAGCUGAUGUUUUUGCAAUGUCUUAUGAGCCCAAGAAAAAUGAGAGAAUUGAAGGUAAGUUGGGCAUUGUUCUCGAUACUAUUAAGGAGAAUGGGAUUAUUUUUGUAAAUUGACUUCCCUGUGGUCAGAGCUCAGGGUUUGAACUAUCACACCAUCCAAUAUAGAAAUUUUCUGUUUCCCUUUAAACUGUUGUAGCAUGUUUGUUACCCACAGUAGAAAUGAAAAGGAUGAAAUCGUUAUUAUUUUCUUUA